Molecule: messenger RNA, 3897 nt
Organism: Polypterus senegalus (gray bichir)
Lineage: Eukaryota; Metazoa; Chordata; Cladistia; Polypteriformes; Polypteridae
Product: monocarboxylate transporter 1-like
Exons: 5
Coding region: 172-1626 (484 amino acids)
Biological process (GO): monocarboxylic acid transport; transmembrane transport
Cellular component (GO): membrane
Molecular function (GO): monocarboxylic acid transmembrane transporter activity
Source: RefSeq, a predicted model, not a curated record
UAGGAUUUUGUUUUACAUCUGUUACUGGGACCAGACGGUGCCUACAACAUUUCACUCAUUGGGACCAUUUUAAGUGAUUAUGGAUGUAUUUUGUCUGUGAUUCCAGUGUGUCAUUGUCACGUUAAUGACAAAAAGUGGGCAUAUUGUCAUUUGCAACCAGUAUAAUCCAAGAUGCCGCCAGCAGUUGGGGGUCCUGUAGGAUAUACUCCUCCAGAAGGUGGAUGGGGCUGGUUUGUGGUCUUGGGUGCUUUUAUCUCCAUUGGAUUCUCCUAUGCCUUCCCUAAAUCCAUCACAGUCUUCUUUAAGGAGAUUGAAGUGAUCUUCGGUGCAACAAGUAGCGAGGUGUCCUGGAUCUCUUCCAUCAUGCUGGCUGUAAUGUAUGCUGGAGGUCCAGUCAGCAGUAUCUUGGUGAACAAGUUUGGAAGUCGUCCUGUAAUGAUUGUUGGUGGCUGCCUGUCUGGUUCAGGGUUAGUGGCAGCUUCAUUUUGCAACUCUGUACAAGCCCUUUACUUUUGGAUUGGCGUUGUUGGAGGUUUAGGAUUGGCAUUCAACUUGAAUCCUGCCUUGACAAUGAUUGGCAAGUACUUUUUCAAAAAGCGUCCCAUUGCUAAUGGAAUUGCCAUGGCCGGAAGUCCAGUCUUUCUUUCCACUUUGGCACCCCUUAAUCGCUGGUUUUUUGAUUACUAUGGCUGGAAGAGCAGUUUCCGUAUCCUUGGUGCCUUACUGCUUAACUGUUGUGUAGCUGGAUCUCUGAUGAGGCCCAUUGGCCCUAAACCUGCAAAAAUGCCACCAAAAGAUGUAGUCAAAGAAACUGGAAAAGCUGAACUUGGAGAAACUGGAGAUCUAUUGGACGGAAAGCCAAAAGAAAAGCUUACAUUUUUUCAGAAGAUAAACAGUUUUAUUGAUCUUACUCUUUUUACGCACAGAGGCUUUUUACUCUAUCUACUAGCUAAUGUGAUUAUGUUUUUUGGCCUCUUCUCUCCACUGAUAUUCCUCAGUAGCUAUGCAAAGAAGAAAGGCAUUGAAAAAGAACCAGCUGCUUUUUUGUUAUCCAUUCUGGCUUUUGUGGACAUGGUUGCUAGACCUUCAAUGGGUCUGGUGGCAAAUACAAAGUGGGUGCGGCCCAGAAUACAAUAUUUCUUUGCUGUUUCCAUACUGUAUAAUGGCGUUUGCCAUCUCUUUGCUCCACAGUCUACUAAUUAUAUGGGCUUUGUUUUUUACUCCAUUUUUCUGGGGUUUGCCUUUGGUUGGCUCAGUUCUGUCUUGUUUGAAACUCUUAUGGAUCUUGUUGGAGCUCAGAGGUUCUCAAGUGCAGUUGGCUUGGUCACAAUUGUGGAAUGUGCACCUGUACUUCUGGGGCCACCUUUGUUAGGUAAAUUUGAAGUCAUCUAUGAUGACUACAUGUACACCUACUACGCCUGUGGGAUCGUCAUGAUAAUUGCCAGCGUUCUUUUAUUUAUUGGAAUGGCCAUACAUUAUAGACUGCUGGACAAAGAGUCAAAGGCUGAAGAGGCAAAAGCCAGGCAAGAACCCAAGGAAGAAGAAACCAAUGUUGACAGUUUAGUCAAUGAAUCUGAAGCCAACAACAUGAAGAGUGUAGCAUCCGCUGACGAUUGUGAAAACUGAUUAGUAAAUGCAGUCUUCAGUAUUUCAUCAUGACCUUUUUUAUAUUACCUUAGAUUGUUUAUUUUAUUGAUUUCUACUUUAUACCAAGCCAGCGAUUGGAGAAGGAAAAUGAAGGGUUGGGAGUGUCUGAGCUAAAGAUUCUAGCUGUAGCUGCGGAAUGAGCUUUUUAUUCUCUCCUUUUCAGGGACUAUAUUUUUAAGCAGUGUACGUCUGGUGGGUUAGUGACUUGGUUUUGUUCUUAAAGAAACAAAUUAUCAGUUUAUAGGAACUGCAAUACCUAGGGCUGUUUUUAGUGGUUGUGCCUUUUAAUCGAGUCAAAGCAUCCCGUUGCCUUUCUAUUCAGGUGAGCUAUGCCAUGUCUAAUAGACCUACUUGCUUGGACAGUACCUGUAAAUUUAAUGACCUGUAGGUUUCUCUUAUAGCCGUGCCUUUGGGGGUCAACAGUCACGAUGUUUCUUUUGUAUGAAAUGUGCUUGAAGGUAAAUUUCAGUUUUGCUGGUGUAGAGUGGCCUCGUGUGUCCCCGCUAUACUACAUAGCAUGUGAAUUUUUCUUUGGCAUAGUGCUGUUGCAGAAAUAUUUUAUAAGGCAGAUUACUACUUAAACUUUACUGCACCCCUGAAAUGCUUUGCCCAGUAUAAAGGUCUUUUCGUAUUUGUUCCCUUGUCUGCCUUUCUUGUCUCAUGAGCUUAAUUUGCGAAGUGUUAACUAAUGGAAUGUUUUUUGUGUGUGUUAGUCUGAGAGAUUUGAUUUAGGCCUUGUCAGUGUUGUCUGCUCCUUUUCAAAUAUUUCAGCUUUCGUGUUGACCUUUAUUUGGUUUUCAUCGUUGAGGUUUCAAGUAUGUGAUGCAGCUUCCUAAAUGUUUUGUGUCGCUUAUCUAACCCUUAAACCAGUUUUGCUUAUUUGCUCCUGAAUAAAUUUCACUUGAAUCUUCUUGAGAAGUGUUCUUUUAGGUGUGGGGUUUCAGAAUUCCAUAAACAAAUGUUUAGAUUUCUCCAUUCCAUAAUCAUAAUUUUUAAUUCCAGCAUUGCAAAUGAACUUUUCUGGAGUUGUUGAUGGUGUACCAGCCACUCGUCGUAUUAUUACAGUGUAUUUGAAAUCCUGUAUAGUUGCAGAUCUGCUCUAAGCUCUUUAUUUUUUAACAAAUAAGUAUAUCUCCACUGAAAUUUAUGUGUAGAUGUUUUAAGUUUUUAUUUGUCCGAUUAUUAACAUUUUUAUGGUUUGUUACUUUAUGUGCAUCUGUAUGAUUUUGUUUUUUAGAUGUUUUGGUUGAAAAAAUACAUUUCAGAAAGUUUCCUAUGUGUACUCCUUGUACUUUGUGUGUGUUAGCGGGCACAAGUCUGACAAAGUAAAAAAAAAAAAAAAACAUUCAGGAAAUUAAAUAUUUCUUACUGUGCAUAAACUUUUAAUAUUUAGAAUUUUUAAAGGUUUUAUUAACAAGUGUAUGUGUAGUUUGUUAUAGGGCAAGUUGCUUUUUAAUUUCCUGAAAGAUUUUGGAAUGUACUGAUCUUUUAUAGAAUAUUGUGUCUAAUGAUUUUAAAAUGAAAUUUUUAUAAGUUUGAUUCCUCACCAAUCUGACUUGCUCUAAGCGUUGCUGACCAUCUAAUUUUCAGAUAUGUUGUAUAUAUUUGAAGCAAAAUUCAGAGUUUAGUCUUCUGAAACUUCAACUAUGUCAGACCAAAUUAGUUUACACUUUAGAGUCUUUCAUAUAAAGGAAAAAAAUCAGUUAAGUGCAAUAUUUAUAAUAAACUAUAGCACAGUUUAUUCUGUCAAUCCGAGCCUAAAUUGUAUUAACCUAAUUAAAUGUACGUAUUGUUUUAUUUUUUUUUUAUAAAGUGGACGGCUUCAGAGUUUACUAAUGAAGCAGCGUAGUUUUUAAAUAGUCGACUGGCAGUACUUUUGAAGGCCUGUUCCUUCCAUAUUUGUCGUUGGUGCUCAUUCACUCAACACUCUUUCUCUCAUUGGAAUACACCGAUUUUAUGGACUUGAGUGUUUUGCUCACCUCCUCCUGACCAAUGCAGUUGUAUCCAGUCCGUUUGCUUUACCAAAUCCUAAUGCUAACCUAGGAAGGUGAGUCAAACACGAGACCAAGUCAGUUGUUUGCUGGUUUUGCUCUUGCAAGCAGUUCCUUCAAAUGGAUUGUUUGCAAGUGAGCAUGUAACAGCUAGCAACGUGAAAGCGCAGCUAUUGAAGCAAAAAUGUGUUGUGACUGAUAAUGUUCAUAAACUUGUCCUUAAUGUCUAAAUAAACUUUUUUCCAAAAAAGUCUUUAAA